Messenger RNA from Paramecium primaurelia, 2127 nucleotides. Lineage: Eukaryota; Ciliophora; Oligohymenophorea; Peniculida; Parameciidae. The record is from the annotation of a GenBank genome assembly.
AUGUCAAUUAAAAAUUUAUAAGAAUUCGAACAAAAAGAAGAGUAUUAAGAAGAUGAACCAUCAGAAAUUAUAGAGUAAAAUGGAUUAAGAGAAUUAUUAUAAAAUGAAGGUAUCUUUAAAAUCAACUGUAAAAAUUAGAAUAAUAUAUACAUCAAAUCAAUUAAUACAAUGAAUAAAGUGUUCUAAAAAUUAAAUAAUAAAGAUAUUAGGAUGCCAUAUAAUUACUAUAUUAAUCAGAAAAGAUGUUAGAAGUAAUAUCAGUAGAUAAAAUAUAAUAGUAUGCUAUAAAUUGUGGUAAAUAAAUGGAUAAGAAUCUAAUUAUUGUAAUACUUUAUAAUUAGGCAUGCAGUUAUCACUGGUAAGGAUUAGAAUUUAUUAAUAAAGUUAAUGGGUUUUACAUAAAUGCUCAAAUUAUUUGACUGGAGUUAUAUACAAUUUGAAUGAAAGUAUGAAUGAUCAAAACGUAAAUUAAUAUAAUGAUGCAACUUAAGUUAAAAUAAAAUCAUUCCUUGCAAGAGCUUCAUUAUAACAUACUGCUAUAUUAAGUUAAUUAGGAAAGUAAUAAAAAAUUAAAUAAUUAGACAUUAAUAAGCUUUAUAAUCAGCAAGAAAAGCAGCAGAAACUAUGAGAUAAGUAUUUUAAUUAGCAUCCAAAUUUUGUAAAGAUUGGUUUAAUUAAAAUGAAUCUUUAGAAUCAGUAACAAUCAAUAAUACAUGUUUGAAUAAUAAAUCAAAAUAAAAAUAUAAUAAAUUUUAAAUGAAAGAUGAAGUUGAAUUUAGUAGAUUAGUAAUAAAUUCAGGAAAGGAUAUAUUAUAAGAUAUGUUGAAUUAUUAAGAUUUAGAUAAUAUAUCUAAUGAUGAACAAUUAAUAUUGAGAGAGGCUAAAAAGUAAUUAUAUUUCUGGAAAAAUAAUCCUUAAAAUAAUGAAAAACAUAUUCGUAAAGAAUUAAAAUUAAAUAAUAAAGAAGAUGAUUAUCGUUCAAUCUUAGGAGUUUAAAAUGUUGAAGAAUGGAUUUAAUCAUUUAAUAUUAGUGUUAUUAUGCAUAUGACUCCAUUAAUUUAUAGUGAAUUUAUAUAAUAAGGAGAAAUGUUAUAUGAAAUUUCCAAAAGAUUAUUAUUGGAAAAAAUCAUUUAAUUAUCAAUCUCAUAUUUUACUAUUGCAACUGAAUUAAGAUUUAUAGAAUUAGAAAAAGCAAAAUUAUAAGGAAUUAAAGAUAUUAAUACUGAAGAAUUUAAAUUAAGUGAAUUAUAUCAUCUUAAAGCUAUUGAAAUAGCAUGUAAACAUAUAGCUUGUUCAUCUCAAUAUAUUAAUCAUCUCAUUACUACUUAUCAUAAACAUUAUAAUUCUAAUUUAGAUACUAUUUAAGAAGAAUCAAUUACUUCAAUGGUAUCUGAAUUUAAUUAUAAAGAAUUAAAAUUGUAAAAAUUGAAAUAAAUUCAAAUUCAAACUUAAAGAGAAAAUUAAUUAUUAUUAUAAAAUAUAACUUAUCAAAAACUAAAAGAUUUUUCUCCUACUGAAAGAUUAGUUUAUUCAUUUCAAGAUCAAUAAUCCUCAUUUAAAAAUAAUAGAAAUAUAAGUGAUAAUAUUAAAACUUAAGCUAAUAUGCUUGAUCAAAUCAUUUAUAACAAAAAAAAAUAAUAAAUACCUAUUGGUAUAACUUCAAAAUAAAAAUUCAAAUUUAUGAAUGCAACUACUAAUAAUAGUUGUGAAAGACUCAAUGAAAAGAUGUUAAAACUUUAGGAUGGUCUACCUAUUCAAUUAUAACCAAUUAAAUCAGCUAGAACAACAUUAAAUCAUUUAAUUAAAUAAGUUCCUCUUAAUUAAUUAAAUAAUAAUGGAUUAUAAUAGUCAUUCUUAAUUGAAAGUUCCAGAUUAGAUAGAUAAAAAUUUGCAUAAAAUUACUCUCCUAAAAUUGAAGGAAGAACUCCAAAAAAAUCUCCAGAUAAAUCCUUUUUGAAUUAUUAACCUAGAAGUUCAUUCCUUUCAAAUAAAACUCCUUAACCUAUACCUAAGUUAGAAAAUGAAACAAGUAAUAUAAUAAUAUAAAUUAUAGAAUUUUCAAUAAAAUUGGACAUUUUUUAAUAGCUAUAGAUUGGUAAAUCAUAGUAUAAAUAAAAAAGAAAAUGA